AUGCAUUGGUGGCUACUCUUAUUUUUGACGUUAUCCUGCGAGGGAUUGCAGGAGCUGGAGUUGGCUUAUGGGGUGGCCGAACCGCAGCGCACUUCAUUGCUGCAGAGCAGUCUGAUACUGCAAUUCGCGCAGGACUAUAAGCACAUCCCCAGGAUAACCUACUUCACGUGCCAGAAGCCCUUUUCCCAGACCUCGACCUCCGACCAAAUCCCCAGUGCAGAACUUAGCGACGCCUUCGCGGCGAAGAAUGUUCAGCUGAUUAAGAGCCUCUACGAGAGCGAGCUCUUUGUGCGGAUUGUCCUGCUGGAUGUCCUGGCCCCGGCGGCUCCUUCGAGUGCCCGACGACCGGGCAGCGGGCCGAGCGGAGGAUUCAGCCAGACGCCCAGUCAAGCACAGAGCAAUGCUGACUGGCUGGAGGGCGUCCUGCGGAUGGAAGCCCUCAGGCAAAUUGCGGUCGUGGAUCUGGCAUGCGGCCCCAUCAGUCGCCGUUUUCUCGAGUUGGCUUCCACCAAGAUGCUUUACAGCGAGAAGUUUCACUGGUUAUUGAUAGAGGAUUUCGCCUGGCACGGAAGGACCCAGGCUGGCGAAGGAUCGGCGAAACGGGAGGAGGAGCCACCGGGGCAGCAAAUUCAGGCGACCGACGAUGAAGACCUGCCAUCCAUCGACAGCUUCUUGGGGGGCAUGAACCUGUACAUGAACACCGAACUCACUUUGGUCAAGCGAAUGUCCGAGGCAGCCCACUACACUCUGUUCGAUGUCUGGAACCCCGGACUCAACUACGGCGGACACGUCAAUCUGACCGAAAUUGGCAGCUUCACGCCGUCAGGAGGAAUCCAGUUGCACGCCUGGUUUCGGACCACAUCCACAGUUCGUCGCCGGAUGGAUAUGCAGCAUGCCCGGGUGCGCUGCAUGGUUGUGGUAACCAACAAAAACAUGACGGGCACCCUAAUGUACUACCUCACCCAUACGGUGUCCGGUCACAUCGACACGAUGAACCGCUUCAACUUCAAUCUGCUGAUGGCAGUGCGCGACAUGUUCAACUGGACGUUCGUCCUUUCCAGAACGACGUCGUGGGGAUAUGUGAAGAACGGUCGGUUCGACGGCAUGAUUGGAGCUCUUAUUCGCAACGAGACGGAUAUUGGCGGGGCACCGAUAUUCUACUGGCUGGAAAGGCAUAAAUGGAUCGAUGUGGCCGGCAGGAGUUGGUCGAGUCGUCCCUGUUUCAUUUUUCGCCAUCCGAGAAGUACCCAAAAGGAUCGUAUUGUAUUCCUUCAACCGUUCACCAACGAUGUUUGGAUUCUAAUUAUGGGCUUUGGUGUUUUGACAGUAUUAAUUCUUUGGUUCCUGACCAACAUUGAGUGGAAACUGGUGCCUCACGAUGGCUCAGCUUUGAUUAAGCCCAAAGGAGGAGUACCACCACGUCAAAAUUACCAGCAGCAACCGCAACAGGAGCAAAAGGAAGACACAGUGCGUCCCAUCACUGCAGUUUCAGUGGAUGUUGGUGAAAAAAAAGAGAAUGAAAACAUAGAAGGCAAUGAAGAUACCAAUCGCAUUGAUGCCGAAGCCCUUUGGCAACGCUGCUACCAGAAGAUAAAUAAGUACAUCAAAGAUCGGAAGGCCAAGCAGACGAAAUCUCCAGAGCGUGUGGGUCUCUUUCUGGAAUCCGUACUGUUUUUCGUGGGAAUUAUUUGCCAACAGGGACUUGGCUUUUCCACCAGUUUUGUUUCAGGACGUUGUAUUGUGAUCACCAGCCUGCUGUUCUCGUUUUGCAUCUAUCAAUUCUAUUCGGCCAGUAUUGUGGGCACUCUGCUGAUGGAGAAACCCAAAACCAUUAAAACUUUAAGCGACUUGGUGCACAGUUCGCUGAAAGUGGGAAUGGAGGAUAUACUCUACAACAGGGAUUACUUUUUGCACACCAAAGACCCCGUAUCCAUGGAACUGUAUGCGAAGAAGAUUACAAGUGUGCCCGCCAACAAAGAAAACGAAGCCGAUGAAGAUGAGCCAGUGGAUCCGAAUCCAGCUUCUACUGAUCCUGCUAAAUCAUAUCGGGAUAUUGUCCACAGCCAUGAAACGGGUGCCCAUGCCAAGGAUAAUGCAGCCAGCAAUUGGUUAGAUCCCGAAACAGGUUUACUUAGGGUUAAACACGAAAGAUUUGCCUUUCAUGUGGACGUGGCUGCUGCCUACAAGAUAAUUGCGGAUACUUUUAGCGAACAGGAUAUUUGUGAUCUCACCGAGGUCAGCAUGUUUCCGCCCCAAAAAACCGUGAGCAUUAUGCAGAAAAAUUCGCCAAUGAGGAAGGUUAUCUCAUAUGGUUUACGACGUGUCACUGAAACAGGAAUCCUGUCAUAUCACUUUAAUGUCUGGCACUCAAGGAAACCGCCUUGUGUGAAGAAAAUCGAGACCUCAGACUUGCAUGUUGACAUGGAUACCGUGAGCUCGGCCCUGUUGAUACUGCUCUUCAGCUACGCCAUCACCUUUAUAAUACUGGGCACCGAGAUCCUAUACUCGAAAUGGCAGUAUCGCCUCGUAAUCAGGUUCAAUUAA
Molecule: messenger RNA, 2544 nt
Organism: Drosophila elegans
Lineage: Eukaryota; Metazoa; Arthropoda; Insecta; Diptera; Drosophilidae
Gene: Ir64a
Exons: 8
Coding region: 1-2544 (847 amino acids)
Cellular component (GO): membrane
Molecular function (GO): ligand-gated monoatomic ion channel activity
Source: RefSeq, a predicted model, not a curated record